Messenger RNA from Populus nigra (black poplar), 2609 nucleotides. Its product is annotated as root phototropism protein 3-like. Bases 428 to 2446 code for a protein of 672 amino acids. NCBI's taxonomy places the organism in Eukaryota, Viridiplantae, Streptophyta, Magnoliopsida, Malpighiales, Salicaceae. The transcript is spliced from 4 exons. Gene Ontology annotation, molecular function: protein binding. The record is from RefSeq and is a predicted model, not a curated record.
AUUGUCUGUUUUGGGAUUGUGUAAUAAAUAGUAGCAGAAAAUUAUGAUUGAAAAAGAAAACACAAAGAGAAAAUAAAUCAUAAAAAGCAUGAUAUGAAAGAUUAGAAGCUGAAUCUCUCUGUCUUUUAUGCACACAGCUAGGUAGAAAAGUGUCCAAGAAAAUCCAAGACAGGACUCGUUCAAAAUGAUCCAAAAACAGUGCUCAAAUCCAUGCCCAUUACUUCACAGCCUGUAAUAUAAAAGAUAAUCCCAAGCACCCCAUGUGGGAUUCUUCUCCUUUUCUUGUUCAUCAACUCCCUGUGCUUCACUUGUUGUUUUGCCUGCUUUUCCUACUCGUUUUCUCUGCUUUAACUCUGAUUUAGAAGAGCCCUUUUGCCGAGAAAAUCCCUGCUCGGGCUUUCUUGGAUUUUCUUGGCCCAGCAUCAUCAUGUGGGACUCUGAGAGUGAAUCUGUUACUGGUAGAGAUUAUGAAAAUGGAAUCCUUUCCUCAAGCAAGCAUGGUGUCAAGAAUGAUGGAUUUGAGCUAAGAGAUCACUCGUGGUAUGUUGCGACUGAUAUUCCAAGUGAUUUUCUAGUUCAGGUUGGAGAUGUAAAUUUCCACUUGCAUAAGUAUCCAUUGCUUUCAAGAAGUGGAAAGAUGAAUAGACUAAUAUAUGAAUCGCGUGACCUGGGCCUCAACAAGGUGGCAUUGGAUGAUCUUCCGGGUGGACCAGAGGCCUUUGAGCUUGCAGCAAAAUUCUGCUAUGGCAUAGCCGUUGAUCUAACAGCUGCCAAUAUCUCUGGCCUAAGAUGUGCUGCAGAGUACCUUGAAAUGACAGAGGACUUGGAAGAAGGCAAUCUUACUUUCAAGACCGAAGCAUUUCUCAGUUAUGUGGUGCUAUCCUCGUGGAGAGAUUCUAUAGUGGUAUUGAAAAGUUGUGAGAAGCUCUCACCAUGGGCAGAGAAUCUUCAGAUUGUUCGAAGAUGUAGUGAGUCCAUCGCUUGGAAGGCUUGCGCAAAUCCUAAAGGAAUAAGGUGGGCAUACACCGGAAAACCCCCUAAAGUUUCUAGUCCAAAAUGGAAUGAGAUGAAGGAUUCAAGUCCUAGUAGAAACUCGCAAGUUCCGCCUGAUUGGUGGUUUGAAGAUGUUUCAAUCCUUAGGAUUGAUCACUUUGUUAGAGUCAUUACUGCAAUCAAGGUAAAGGGGAUGAGGUUUGAAUUGAUUGGAGCUGCUAUAAUGCAUUACACAGGAAAGUGGCUUCCAGGUUUGAUUAAAGAUGGGGGAAGUUCUAUAGAUGAAGCAAGCAAUAGCAGCAAUAGUAGUGGUGGCAGUAGUUGGAAAGGUGGACUCCAUAUGGUUGUGGCAGUUUCUAAAGAUGACACCCCAACAGCUGAAACCAAAGAUCAACGGAUGAUCGUCGAGAGCCUGAUCAGCAUAAUUCCACCACAGAAGGAUAGUGUCUCUUGCAGCUUCCUUCUUCGCCUGCUGAGAAUGGCAAACAUGUUGAAAGUGGCACCUGCUCUGGUAACUGAAUUGGAGAAGCGCGUAGGAAUGCAGUUCGAACAGGCUACAUUGGCAGAUCUUCUAAUUCCCUCUUACAAUAAAAAUGAAACUUCGUAUGAUGUGGAUCUGGUUCAGAGACUUCUCGAGCAUUUUCUGGUUCAAGAGCAGAUAGAAAGUUCAAGUCCUGCCACGCAAUCAUUUUCUGACAAACAUAUGUACGACGGAGCUCAAAGGGGUGCCAAUCCAAGUGCCAAGAUCAGAGUAGCAAGGCUUGUUGACAGUUAUCUUACAGAGGUGUCCAGAGAUAGAAACCUUUCGCUAACAAAAUUCCAGGUGCUGGCAGAAGCUUUGCCUGAUUCUGCAAGGACCUGCGACGAUGGACUAUAUAGAGCAAUUGAUUCCUAUCUUAAGGCUCAUCCAACACUGUCUGAGCAUGAAAGGAAGCGCCUCUGUCGUGUGAUGGACUGUCAAAAACUCUCAAUUGAUGCCUGUAUGCAUGCUGCUCAAAAUGAAAGACUACCACUUAGAGUUGUAGUCCAAGUACUCUUUUCUGAACAGGUUAAAAUAAGCAAUGCAUUAGCAAACAAUUCCCUGAAAGAAACUGGUGAAACUCAGUACCAACCUAUGAUAUCAAACCGAAAAUCUCUACUUGAAGGGACGCCACAAUCAUUCCAGGAAGGAUGGGCAGCAGCCAAGAAGGACAUUAACUCACUCAAGUUUGAACUCGAAACCGUCAAGGCUAAAUAUCAUGAGCUCCAAAAUGACAUGGACAUUUUGCAGAGACGGUUUGAUAAAUUGACAAAUAAGAAACAGGCGUCAGCAUGGACCACAGGGUGGAAGAAACUAAGCAAAUUCACCAAGAUGACAACUUUGGAAAACCAUGAUAUCGAUCCUCAGGUUGCUACAGCUCCUGGAGAACAUACUAGUAACACAACUAGAAGGUGGAGAAAUUCUAUUUCCUAAAAGGUGAUAUAGUUCAUUUUGAUUCUGUAUUCCUAUUGUUUACUUUUAUUUUCCUUCUACUUCUUUGUUUCUUUGGAAGUGCAGGGUUUUCGUUCUUUCUAUUUUUAUUCAAUUUCAGAUAUUACCUUAAGAAAACUAGUACAAGUCCAAUUUGUUACCAAAA